Brassica rapa (field mustard) is the source of this 4790-nucleotide messenger RNA. Its product is annotated as protein transport protein SEC31 homolog A. The record is from RefSeq and is a predicted model, not a curated record. NCBI's taxonomy places the organism in Eukaryota, Viridiplantae, Streptophyta, Magnoliopsida, Brassicales, Brassicaceae. Gene Ontology annotation, cellular component: endoplasmic reticulum exit site; COPII vesicle coat. Gene Ontology annotation, biological process: endoplasmic reticulum to Golgi vesicle-mediated transport; endoplasmic reticulum organization; COPII-coated vesicle cargo loading. Gene Ontology annotation, molecular function: protein binding; structural molecule activity.
ACAAUGUUAUGACAACUGGUAUCGUAGUGCAAAGAAAUAAAAGGACCAAAGGAAUAGAUUGCUAUUUAUUGUUAUGCUCAUUGUUCAGUAAUAAAUAGGUUGAAAGAUUGGUUUUAGAUGGAAUUUUCAAUUCUAACGUAUAUGUAUCACACAUUCAAUUAUAAACUGCCUAGACGUCUGCUGGAAAGUUUGGCAGUGGCAACAUCAAAGAUCUUUUCAAUAUCAUGUCAUUGUCCUUUUUGAAUAAUAACAAUCCAAAACUAACUUUGGAAUUUGUCAGGAAAACAAAUGUUUGUUUUUCUUCACAGUACUCGUCUUAAGGAAAACACAAGUUAUCAACAGACAAGCACAAUGGACAUAUUUAACUACUUGUUUAACGAUACAUAUAGGAUAUAGGAAAAAAUAUUAUUUAUACACAUGAUUCGUGAAGAGAAAAAAAUCAUUAUGUAACAUGAUUUUGAGAUCGUUAAUUUAGUUUGGUAGUGAAACUCAUACACAAUUCAAGACCUGAAGGGAAGUAUUAACAGAGGUCAAAGACUAACACCCUUUAGAUUUAGGGAUAAUUGGCAAAAUACCCUAUCUAAGUUUUGAAAAUUGGAAAAUACACUGCUCUUAACCCCUUUUUUUUGUGGAAACUACACUUUUAUUGUCAACUAAACUACACUUAUUUAUGUAAAUUCUGAACUUAGCAAUAUUAUUUUUGGAAUAAACAUAUAUUUAAAUAAUAAAUAUUCAUAAUAGGAUAACUUUUGAAAUAUUUGAAAAUUAUCUCUAACAAUAAACAGUUUUACUAAUAAAGUCUAUAACAUAGUGAGAUAUUAAAAUAGCCUAGUUUUCAAAAUAGAGUCUCAAUUUAAAGUACUUUAUCAGUUUUCCUUUAGAUUUAUGUUGUCCAAACCCAUUCUUGACAAAUGUAAUUUUAUUCUGCUUUUUAAAUAUAUACUAGGAUAAGAUAUGCAUCUUGCGGAUAGUGAGUUUAUUUGUAUAUAUUAUCGAUAACUUUUUUAUAUAUUUGAUCAUUUUAUUUAUAUAUAUACAAUAUUUUUUAUUGUUAUUAUAUAAUUUUUUUCCGAUGAAGCGGUUCAAUUUUUAUUAAAAAUUGUGGAACUAAACUAUAAUUUUUGAUAAAAAUUAUCGAUAAUAUAUACAAAUAAAUUCACCCAAAGCGCAUGUUUUAUCCUAUUUCUAAUUAAGUGAUACCUAAACAUAAUUUUUUUAAUUAAUUAAACUUAAAGUUACAAGUGUUUAAAUGAUUGUCAGUUAAUAUAUAUGAGAUAUUUCUCUUUAUCCAAUCUCGUAAAAUGAAACAAGGCCUUUCUUGAAUCUAUUGGGCUGAGAAAGUUUUCUAAUCAAAGGCGAUGGUUCAGAACCGGAAUUAUACUACAGGUUUGUUUGAGCGACUGUUGUCCAAGCAAUAUUUGUCUGGUGGUGUUUCUGUCUUUUCCACAAACAUAAAAACAGCAUAAGUGACGUGUCAUGUUCUAAAAGGUUGUGUUUGCGUAACACCAAGUACGAACAUUCCGAUAUUACCCCGUACUCGUUUACUAUAUAAACCACAUCGAACAAAUCAAAUCCCUCUUCAAAUCUCCCAGUCCCUUCCUCGCUCUUCUCUCUAGCUAUUGGAUCGGUGACUCUGCUUCUGUUAGUUUCAGCUUUGAGUCGCUGCUACAAUGUCUUGCAUAAAGAGAGUUGAUAGAUCCGCGUACGUUGCCAUGGCACCAGAAGCUCCGUUCAUGGCUGCCGGAACGAUGGCCGGAGCCGUUGAUCUGUCUUUCAGCUCAUCCUCCAACCUCGAGAUCUUUGAACUCGAUUUUAACUCCGAAGACCACGAGAUGAAACUAUUAGGUCAGUGCUCAAGCUCCGAGAGGUUUACUCGACUCGCUUGGGGAAGUUAUGGAUCCGGAUCCGAGGAAACUCCCUAUGGUCUCAUCGCCGGUGGCCUCGUCGACGGGAAUAUCGGUUUACGGAAUCCAAUCACUCUGAUUCGUUCCGAGUCUAAUGAAAGUGCGCAUGUUAGAUACCUUUCAAAACAUAAAGGGCCAGUUCGUGCUCUUGAGUUUAAUGUUAUCUCCCCAAACCAACUUGCUUCCGGGGAUGAUGAUGGCACGAUUUGCAUUUGGGAUUUAGCAAAUACUUCAGAGCCUUCCCAUGUCCUAAAGGGUAGUGGAUCUUAUACGCAAGGUGAAAUCUCCUCUGUUUCAUGGAAUAGAGAGUUUAAACAUGUUUUAGCAUCGACCUCAUAUAAUGGGACUACUGUGAUAUGGGACGUGAAUAACAAGAAGGUUAUAACAGGAUUCAAAAAUUCCGAAUCGAGCGAUAGAUUUAAAGGUCUCAUUAGCUGCUCAGUUUUGCAAUGGGAUCCUGAUAAUUGUAAUCAGAUAAUGAUUGCAUCAGAUGAAGACAGUUCACCUUCUGUGAAGCUUUUGGACAUAAGGUAUCCACAAUCACCUGUUCGCACAUUUGUUGGCCACCACAGAGGUGUGAUUGCAAUGGAGUGGUGUCCAAGUGACAGCUUGUAUCUACUUACCUGUGCUAGAGACAACCGAACUAUUUUCUGGAACACAAAGACAGGACAGAUUGUGGCUGAGUUACCAACUACAAACAAUUCAAAUUUUGAUGUUCAUUGGUCCCCAAAGAUACCUGGAGUUGUAUCAGCAUCUUCAGCUGAUGGGAAUAUUAGCAUCUAUAACCUUGAGGGUUGCAGCCGCAAUGGUAGUGGAGAGAACAAUCUUAUUGAUGCAGCUCCUUUAUUAACAGCACCAAAAUGGUGGAAGCGCCCGGUUAGUGCAUCUUUUGGAUUUGGAGGAAAGCUUGUGUCAUCUAACUCAAAGCUCCCUGAGGCUUCUGUGGUUUUCUUGCAUAACCUUGCCACAGAACAAAGUUUGGUGAAUCGAAUAACUAAAUUUGAAACUGAGAUAGUAAACGGAGAGAAGACUUCACUAAUGAGUUUGUGCAAGAAGAAAUCUGAAGAGACCGAAUCCGAGGAGGAGAAAGAAACAUGGAGCUUGCUGAAAAUCAUGCUUGAAGAGGAUGGGAACGCAAAGACGAAGUUGCGUACCCAUCUUGGCUUUAGUUUACCUUCUGAGGAUCAAGAGCAUUAUGCUACAUAUUCUUCUGAAAACGUAGAAGAAGAAAUCUCUGAUCCAUUAUUUGAUGAUGCCAUCCAACGUUCAUUGAUUGUGGGAGAUUACAAGGAAGCAGUAGCUCAUUGUUUAUCUGCAAACAAGAUGGCUGAUGCUUUAGUUAUUGCUCACGUUGGUGGUACAACUUUGUGGGAGAGUACUCUUGAUAAAUAUCUGAAGAUGAGCAAUGCACCUUACAUGAAGGUGUUUUCUGCAAUGGUGAACAAUGAUUUAAUGAGCCUUGUUCAUACAAGGCCAGCUAAAUUAUGGAAAGAAACUCUUGCUCUCAUCUGCACUUUUGCAGAAGGAGAUGAAUGGACAAGCCUCUGUGAUGCUCUUGCCUCACAUUUGCUGCCUUCUGGUUUUACUUUGGCUGCAACUCUGUGCUACAUUUGCGCCGGAAAUGUCGACAAAACAGUAGACAUAUGGUUGAGGAGCCUUGAAAAAGACAAUGCUGGAGAAUCUUAUUCUGAGCGUGUUCAAGAUCUUAUGGAGAAGACUAUUGUCCUUGCUUUGGCAACCGAGAACAAGAGAUUCAGUGCCUCUUUACACAAACUCUUUGAGAGUUAUGCUGAGAUACUGGCCAGCCAAGGACUUCUUGCAACGGCUAUAAAGUUCUUAAAACUUCUUGAGCCUGGUGAUUUCUCAUCUGAACUUUCAAUAUUGAGGGAACGGUUUUCAAGUGUUUAUCAGGAGCCAACUCAGACGCAGCCAAAUCCAUAUAACCAACAAUCCUUCACUCCAGCUCCAGUAACCAAUGCUGAGCCAUCAAGAACUACUUUAGUUUCUUUAAAUCCUCCUCCUCAUCAACAGAGAACAAUGGAUUUUCAUUCAUCUACUAGAUACACAAACGCAACAUACAAUCCACCACCUGGUCUACAUCUUAACUCUAAGAUUCACCAAACUGUUGUUCAACAAGUGGAACUCAUGGUUCCAGCACAGCGGGUAGCUGUGCAACCACCCCCUGCACCUGUAGCUCCACCACCGACUGUUCAGACAGCGGACACUUCCAAUGUACCAGCUCACCAGAAACAUAUAGUGGCUACAUUGACAAGGCUUUUUAAAGAGACAUCAGACACAUUAGGUCCUGCCAAGAAGCGUGAUAUAGAAGGUAUCUCAAGAAAAGUAGGAUCUCUGUUUGCGAAACUCAAUAAUGAGGACAUCUCGAAGCACGCUGCAGAAAAACUCUCUCUGCUAUGUCAAGCUCUAGACAAACAUGACUUUGUUGCAGCUUUGCAAAUACAGGCGCAUCUGGCGUCCACCGAAUGGGAUGAAUGCAACUUCUGGCUCCUACCACUUAAACAAAUGAUAAAAGGAAGGCAAAAUGUUCGAUGAAAAAGGAGUAUCAGCAGUUGCUUAGAAAGCUUCAGAGCCAAGCAAUCUUGGGAAAGCCUGAGUUCAUGAGACUGGUGUUAAAAGUCUAAUACAGUUCUUAACAGAUUGUUUUCCUUUUCUUGUAAUGUUCUUUUAGUCUCAUUCUUAGUCUUAGCUAACUAAAGUCAAAAUGAAUGAAGUGGUCUCCAACCAUUUGAUUUUCUUAUCUCAUUUUUUAUUUUUAUUUUUAUUUUUAAUAGUUAAAUACUUUUGAACACUGUAUCAUAAGGGCAUAUCCAACCUUACUUUAUUUUUAAUUUUUAAAUAUGAUUUAAAGUAAAAUAGUUUCAAUGA